UUAGAAGAUUCAUCUCUCAGUUGGGGGAUUAGCACAAACACUAGGCGGGAGUGAAACGUCAUCAAAAUUAGCAGAGGAUGAGAACCAAGAGUCACUCAAAUAGGGCUAAGCCAAAGAACAUGCCUUCUCCUCAACCUUUCACCGGUACUGCUAGGACAGUCCCUCUACUCCUCAGUCAGCAUGAACAAGCAGACAGCCUGAACACCAUUGUCCCUGAAACUGGCAGCGAUGGUGAUGGUUAUGAAGAUCAUGGUAGUAUGGGUCAUGAUAGGAUCGGAAAGCAAUGUGGUUUAAGCCCUGGAAUCGGCGUUAGUAGUUGACAAGAUUGUAUGCAUUUAGAUAGCUUAGACAGAGAGGAGUGUAGGAGGUGCAAGGGUAAACAUGAUGGGCGUGUGUUGAUUUGUAGUGAGAUUGGCUGUCCAAUUGCCAUUCAUGAGAAGUGCAUGUGCUGUAAACCUAUGUUUGAUGACUUUGGACGUUUCUACUGCCCCUAUUGUUCAUAUAAGCGGGCGCUUAGAUGGACACUAGCCUUUGGGAGAAAUGCUAAAGCAGCGAAGAAAGCAUUGUUAGAUUUUCUUGGUGGCAACAAAUACUAUCAGGAGGAUGGGGAAGGUGAGAAGAAUGAGCAUGGUGCAAAGCAUUUGGAUAAUUGUCAAGUUGAAAUAGAGAAAACAGUGGUGGACACUGGUAUAAGGGUAUCAGAGAAGAAUGAACAAAACAUCGAUUCUCACGUUGAAAUAGGGACAACUGUAGAUGGUCUAGUAAUUGGUUUGAAUGGAGUGGACACUGAUAUAAGGGUAUCAGAGAAGAAUGAGCCAAAUGUAGAUUCUCAUCUUGAAAAAGGGACAACUGCAGACGGUCUAGUAAUUGGUUUGAAUGAAGCAGUGGAUGAUGGUAUAAGGGUAUUGGAGGGAAAUAAUGGAAGAAGGGAGGAUGAAGAAUUAAUACAAGGAUUGGAUGAACCUGCAAAUAUUGAUAGGCCAAUUCUUGAGGUGCGUACAAGGCAUAUCAAACGAAGAGCUCAAAGGACUGUACAUGUAGAGAAUGUUGAUUCAUCUGGAAGAUUAUCCCCUCCAUCAAGGAAGUCAUCAAAUCGACCAACUACCAUUGCAGGGGCUACUCCCUCCAAGACAUCCCUGGAAUCCGGGAAACAAUUUACAAAUUUGAAUUUUCCAAAUGCAAAGCGCAAGAGAUUGAAUUGGACAAACGAGGAGGAAGAAAUGUUAAAGAAAGGAGUUGCACGUUUUUCAACUGCAAACAAAAAUAUUCCGUGGCGGAAAAUUUUGGAAUUUGGUUGUCGUGUAUUUAAUGGGACUCGUACCCCAGUUGAUCUCAAGGACAAGUGGAGAAACAUCAAGGACUAAGAAGGCAUUCAACAAAUGAAAAGAAGAUGAACUUCGUCGCAUCAGACUCAUUCAGAAUAGCCUUUUAACUUCAAAAAUGACCCAGCCAUGAGGGAUUGAAACCCUGCCUAACCUUUUAUUCAUGCAACAAAAAUAUAAUCUUUUGAUAUGCAUGGUGCUUUUAACAACUGAAGUAUUCUACAAAUUGAUUUGUUGCAUCUUUUGCUACCUAGA
Molecule: messenger RNA, 1577 nt
Organism: Ziziphus jujuba (common jujube)
Lineage: Eukaryota; Viridiplantae; Streptophyta; Magnoliopsida; Rosales; Rhamnaceae
Exons: 4
Coding region: 330-1364 (344 amino acids)
Source: RefSeq, a predicted model, not a curated record